Paramecium sonneborni is the source of this 358-nucleotide messenger RNA. The record is from the annotation of a GenBank genome assembly. Lineage: Eukaryota; Ciliophora; Oligohymenophorea; Peniculida; Parameciidae.
CUAAGAUGAGAAAAUUUAAAGAAGAGAUAAAGAAUGAUUGAUCGAUAUAUAUUAUAAUAGGAAAUACUAAAAAAAGGAUAGGAAGAAUAUUUGAAUAAAUAACUUAUCGAAGCUUAAGUAAAAGCUGAAAUAGUUGAAAAAAUUAAAUAGCAGAAGAGAGAAAAAAUGUGCUAAGCAAUAGAUUACAAUUGAAAAAAUAAAGAUGAAUUGAAAGAAAUAGAAUCAAAUUGUAUUUUUUUUAUUAUCGAUAUUAACUGUUGAUUAUCAUAAAAGAGAAUUUUAGAUUUAUUGGGAAAAAAGAGAAAGAUAAUUAGAAGAAAUAGAAAGAACAGAAAUACUAAAGAGAAAGAAGAGUUUA